AUGGCUUAUGUACUGAUUGCUUUAGCAGCCGCCGUGCUAGCUCUUUUUGCAUACCCUGUCUUCGAAUACUAUCUUGACGCCAAAAACUUGCGACGCUUUCCGGCUCCCAGUGUUGCAGCUUUCACCGACCUUUGGGCUCUUCGUUACCACUGGACAAACUCGCGGUACAAAGCAGUCCAUGAAGCACACGCUGCACUAGGCCCAGUAGUAAGGAUCCAACCGAAUCAUGUCUCCUUCACAGACCCACGAGCACUGAAAGACAUCUAUGGCCAUGGGUCCUCGAUCAUGAAAAGUGAAUAUUAUGACAACGUCGCUGGUGAUUACCACGACGUUGCCAAUGCCACAGAUCGAGCCGAACACUCCAGAAAGAGGCGGAUCAUGAGCCACGUCUUCAGCCAGAAGCAGAUACUCACCAUGGAGCAAGUGAUCAACAAUAUCUUGGUGAACUUGGUUGAGGCUCUCGACAACAGGCUUUCCCAAGACAUUGACAUCCGAUACUGGUUCAAUCUCUUCACCUUCGACGCCAUAUCAAGUUUGGCAUUCACGCAAUCCUUCGAUUUCCUUCGACAAGGUGAUGACUUGACCCUGGGUCAGAGGGAAAAUGGAAGCACGUAUCCCGUCAAAAUUGUGAAGACAUUCCACGACGCAGUGUCUUAUGCUUCAUUCAUGGGCCACGCUCGGCCCGGCCUUUCGGCUUUCAUUCGAAGGUUCUUCACGUUCGUGCAGUCAUCUUCAAGCAGAGCGAUCGAAGACUUUGGAGCUGUAUGCAUGUACAAGACCAAUCAGAGGCUGCGUAAUGGCACAGACCGAGGUGACUUUCUGUCCAAGCUGGAGGAGAUUCCAAAAGGUCAAAGCGAACCGAUUCCCCAUGGCGAGGUGCUUGCCGAAGCGGCUAUCAUGCUGAAUGCCGGAAGCGAUACAACAGCCAGCGCCUUGACAAACACCUUUUGGCUUCUAGCCAAGCACCCGGAGGCAUUGAAGAAGCUGAGAGCUGAGCUUGACUUGAUCAUGGACGAGUCCAAUAUCCAGCCGCAUUUCGACAUGUUGAUGGCAUCGCCAUAUCUUCGAGCAUGUUUGGACGAAUCUUUGCGACUUCGACCACCAGUCGCAAUUGGUCUUCCAAGGGUCACGCCAAAGGAGGGUUCCGAGAUUUGUGGCUAUUAUAUCGCUGGAAAUGUAACGGUGUCUGCCCCUAUACUUGAACUGCAGCGACACCCGGGACUUUUCCGCAACCCCGACAGCUAUGACCCAGAUCGAUGGUUUGACGAACAGCAACUGCCGAACCUGCGUGAGUAUGUUCAACCAUUUUCAAUCGGUGGACGAGCUUGCAUUGGUCGCAAUCUGGCAAUGAUAGAGCUUACUAAAGUGAUUGCGACGGUUGUUAACAGGUACGACGUGGAAUUGGCGUCACCUGAUCGCGAAUUGCCAUUCGUCGAAAGAUUCAACAUGAAUCCUGGUGACUGUCAUGUUAGGCUCUCAAGAAGGAUCCGGACUUGA
Molecule: messenger RNA, 1497 nt
Organism: Exophiala xenobiotica
Lineage: Eukaryota; Fungi; Ascomycota; Eurotiomycetes; Chaetothyriales; Herpotrichiellaceae
Exons: 1
Coding region: 1-1497 (498 amino acids)
Molecular function (GO): oxidoreductase activity, acting on paired donors, with incorporation or reduction of molecular oxygen; monooxygenase activity; iron ion binding
Source: RefSeq, a predicted model, not a curated record